Volvox carteri f. nagariensis is the source of this 2939-nucleotide messenger RNA. Its product is annotated as cellular apoptosis susceptibility/chromosome segregation 1-like protein. Lineage: Eukaryota; Viridiplantae; Chlorophyta; Chlorophyceae; Chlamydomonadales; Volvocaceae. The coding region runs from base 201 to 2939 and encodes 912 amino acids. The record is from RefSeq and is a predicted model, not a curated record. Gene Ontology annotation, biological process: protein import into nucleus; protein export from nucleus. Gene Ontology annotation, molecular function: nuclear export signal receptor activity; small GTPase binding. The transcript has 21 exons. Gene Ontology annotation, cellular component: nuclear envelope; cytosol.
AAACUUCAACGUGGGCAUAGUAAGUUCUCUGCCUACCCCUCCGUUUCGUGGCAAUCGCUAUCUCUAAGUCAAGUAUAUUUUUAAAUUGAAUUUAGUAGCACAAAAUACGCCCGCUGGGUGUAAAUCCCCACGUGUCAAGCUUGGUUAGGCGAUAGUCCGCAAGAUCGCGCCAUCGUCGCUCCACUUUGAAGUGGGAGGCCAUGGAGGCGGAACUUCAGCAGCUUGCAACCGUCUUUCAGCAAACCCUUUCACCGGAUAAGGAUGCGAUCAAGGCUGCAGAGCAGCAACUGAAGGCGCUAGCCCAGCAGCCUGGGUACUGCAUGAAGGUUCUGAAGCUCACGGCCACGCCCAUAGAUGACAGCAUCCGUCAGUCGGCGGCAGUGAACCUCAAGAACGUCGUCAAAUACCGUUGGGUGCCAAGCGAAGCUGAUCUCUAUGGAGGUGCGCAGCCACUCCCAGAUACCGAGAAGGUCCAAAUUAAGCAACUGCUCGUGGGUGUGACGCUGUCUACGCCGCCGCGCGUUUCAGCUCAGCUAAGCGAGGCGAUGUCCAUCAUCUGCGCCUACGACUUCCCGGCCAAGUGGCCCGAGCUGCUGCCGGAACUGGUGUCGAAGCUGGCCACGGACGACUUGACGGUCGUGCGCGGCGUGUUGCAGAUAGCGAACAACGUGUUCAAGCGGUUCCGCGGCCAGCCGUCCAGCAACAACGCGCUGGCUCAGGAGCUGGACAUGUGCCAGCAGCUAUUCCUGAGGCCGCUGCAUGAGACGACCGUGAAGCUCGCGGGGCUGUUCCCGGCGCUGUCAACGGCGGGGGGCCCCGCCGCCAACGUAGAGCCGCUGAAGCAGCUGUUGAGUUGCAUUCGCCUGAGCUUCAGGAUCUUCCACUCGCUGUGCUCGAUGGGGCUGUCGGAGGCGACCGAGGCGGAGCUGGGCUUCUGGAUGGACGAGAUGCACAAGAUGCUGACGUACGAGAACCCCGCGUUGGACGAGCAGGAACCAGAGAAGGAGAGCGUGCUGGAUGGCGUGAAGACGGCCGUGUGCCAGUCCGUGGACCUCCUGUUGGAGAUUGACGAGGACACCUUCAAGCCGUACCUGCAGCGCUUCGCCGCGUCGGUGUGGCAGGUGCUCAUGAAGAUUUCCCACAAGCCGGGUCAGGACAACCUGGCGAUGGCCGCCAUCAAGUUCCUCAACACAAUUGCCAAGGGCGUCUUCUCAAACCUCUUUUCGGCGGAUGGCGCGCUGCAGCAGAUCUGCGAAUCCGUCAUCGUGCCCAACCUGCGUGUGCGGCCCGAGGACGAGGAGAUGUUCGAGAUGAACCCCACGGAGUACAUUCGGCGCGACGCGGAGGGGGGCGACAGCGACACGAGACGCCGCGCGGCCGCUGACCUUGUUCGAUCACUUACGGAGCGCUUCCCAGCGGAGGUCUCCCGGCUAUUUACCGGCUACAUCACUGCGGCCCUGGCGGACUACGCAGCGUCUCCCGCCACAAACUGGCGGUCGAAGGACUGCGCCAUUUACAUGGUCACCGCGCUGUCCGUCAAGGGCCGCACCGCCGCCCAUGGGGCCACCAGCACGACGCAGCUGGUGAACCUGUUGGAGUUCUUCUCCGCGCAGGUGCUGCCGGAGCUGCAGAACCCCAAGAUCAACGAGAAUCCGCUCCUGAAGGCCGAUGCCAUCAAGUUUGUCACGACGUUCAGGUCCCUGCUUCCCAAGGAGGCCUGCCUCGCUAGCGUGCCCUGCCUGGUGGCGCUCCUUGCCUCCGAGUACUGCGUGGUCCACAGCUACGCCGCCAUCUGCUUGGAGCGCCUGCUCAGCCUCAAGGAGCCGGGGCAGAAGACGCUGCGCUUCACGCCGGUGGAUCUUGGGCCCAACUUGUCGGUCCUCCUUGAGCGGCUGUUUGCGGGCUUCAAGCUCCCGGACAGCUCCGAGAACGAAUACCUCAUGAAGGCUAUCAUGCGCGUCAUCGGCUUUGUCGGGCCCGCCAUCUCGCCUGUCUCGGGAGUCUGCUUGCAGCGCCUGGCGGCCAUGCUGGUGGAGGUGUGCCGCAACCCGCGCAACCCCUCAUUCAACCACUACCUCUUCGAGAGCGUGGCGGCGCUCAUCCGCCAUGGCACCGCCGCCAAUCCCGCCAGCAUCGUCGAGUAUGAGCAGGCGCUCUUCCCGGCAUUUGAGCUAGUGUUGCAGCAGGACGUGCAGGAGUUUCAUCCGUACGUCUUUCAAGUCUUCUCGCAGCUCAUCGAGCUCCGCCCGGCACCGCUGCCGCAGCUGUAUCUCCAAAUUUUCCCGCCGCUGUUAUCGCCCAUGUUCUGGGAGCGGUCGGGCAACGUGCCAGCGCUGGUUCGACUGCUGCAGGCCUAUCUGACGAAGGCGCCCAACGAGGUCGUGUCUGGUGGCCACCUAGUGGCGGUGUUGGGCGUAUUCCAGAAGCUUCUAGCGUCCCGCGCUCACGACCACGAGGGCUUUUACAUCGUCAACGCGAUCGUGGAGUCGUUGCCGCUGCAGGCGUAUGUGCAGUACCUCCCGUCUAUCUGGACGCUCAUGUUCCAGCGACUAAGCAGCUUCAAGACCCCGAAGUUUUGCCGGUUCUUUUGCGUGUUCCUGGCGCUGUUCGUGUGCAAGUACGGUGCAGCGGUGGCCGCUGAGCAGCUCGACAAGGUGCAGCCCGGCAUCAUCUACAUGCUGCUGCAGCAGGUGUGGCUCCCGACCGUGCCCUCCAUCGAGGGCUCCGACGAGGAGAAGCUGGUGACGGUGGCGAGCGUCAAACUCAUCACCGAGCUGCCGGGUUUCGGAGCUACCGGCGCACACGCGGCGCUGUGGGCAGCGGUGCGCAAGGGGCUUGUGGACAAGGUCUCUGGAGGCGGCGCGGCCAAGGGCGGGUCGGUGGAGCAGGAGGACGAAGACCAAGACUUCGAAGAGAUGCAGGUAGGAGAUGCAAGAUAG